Molecule: messenger RNA, 423 nt
Organism: Vicia villosa (hairy vetch)
Lineage: Eukaryota; Viridiplantae; Streptophyta; Magnoliopsida; Fabales; Fabaceae
Exons: 2
Coding region: 1-423 (140 amino acids)
Molecular function (GO): RNA-DNA hybrid ribonuclease activity; nucleic acid binding
Source: RefSeq, a predicted model, not a curated record
AUGAUCAAGCUUAAUUCGGAUGGUGCUUGCAAAGCUAAUAAUGCAGCCGGUUGUGGAGGCCUUUUACGAGAUCACAAGGGUCAAUGGAGAGGAGAGGGUUUGAAGCUAGCAAGAAAGCUAGGGGUUAGGCACUUGGAAAUUAAUACUGAUAGUUUGCUUGUCGUCAAAGCGAUUGAGGAUGGCAAAGUUGGGAUGGUUGACUGUGUCGCUAUGCCGCGUCGGAUUAUGGAACUCAUGGGCGAAUUUGAGGUGGUAAUCAUUUCUCAUGUGUCUCGAAACGCAAAUGCUUGCGCUGAUUGUCUGGCUAAGCAUGGUUGUAGGGGUGAAGUCCUUCAUCACUAUACUGAUCCUCCUCCGUUUCUAGCUGAUCUUCUUGAAGCUGAUUCGUGUGGAAUUAUUUUUUCGUCUGUUGUUAUUGAGUAG